CGACAACUAGUGGACAAAAUUUGAGUUAAAACCUAAAACGGCAGCGUCGUGCACUGACCCUUCGCUCAGAUCCAAGCAGCCUAACCUAAACACAACUGUUGGCCUGGCUGCCUGGUCAAACUCAGUUCGAUCCAAGGCGAGUUUUGGGAACACAGAAGCCAAAGUGAUGGGCAUGAGCUUGGAAGGACAAAAGGUGAUAAUGGUACCAUACAUGGAAGCGCAUGUCCCAAAGUACCACGUCUGGAUGCAGGACCCUGCUCUCCUUCAAGCCACCGGAUCAGAGCACCUCUCCCUCCAAGAGGAAUACGAUAUGCAGCUCUCUUGGAACCAAGACCCUCUCAAGAAAACGUUCAUUGUUUUGGAUAAGGAGAUGGUUGAGGGAAAGUUUGUUCAUGGGGAUCCCCAUGUGGAAGCCAUGGUUGGAGACGUGAAUAUCUACAUGAAUGAUUUGGAUGACCCCCAACUGGCAGAGAUUGAAAUUAUGAUAGCUGAACCAAAAAGCCGCGGUAAGGGCCUUGGGAAAGAAUCUGUCUUGAUGAUGAUGGCUUAUGCAGUUCAGAACUUUGGAAUCCAUGUCUUCCGUGCUAAAAUUGGAGAAUCAAAUGGGUCAUCUCUUAGCAUGUUUCGGAAAUUGGGCUUUGAGGAGGCUUCUCAUAGCGAAAUCUUCAAGGAGGUAACAUUGGAGUUGGCAGUGACAGAGCAAAAGCGAGAGGAGCUUUCGCUGUUGUUUGGUGGUGUGGUUACACAUACAUAGCCCAGAAGAGGUUGUAUUUUAUUUUCCCCCCUAACUUAUUUACAAAAGGAAACACUUCCAUUGGAAUUAUUUGCAAUCAUGCCGAGAAGCUGAAGUUGGUUGGAGUUGGAGGUAGGCUAUACUUGUAUUUAUCUUGUAAAAACUCCUCUUGAGUUGAGUACUUCCAAAGAGGCUAGCUGGAGUGUUAGGAUAGUGCUUGAAAUGCCACUCUUUAAGUUUGAUGAAGGAGCUGUUUUGCUAUUUCCUUCAUGCUUUUGUUAGAGGAUCUAAGACAUAUUUUGACAA
Theobroma umbraticum is the source of this 1039-nucleotide messenger RNA. RefSeq names its product Acyl-CoA N-acyltransferases (NAT) superfamily protein. Gene Ontology annotation, molecular function: N-acetyltransferase activity. The record is from RefSeq and is a predicted model, not a curated record. NCBI's taxonomy places the organism in Eukaryota, Viridiplantae, Streptophyta, Magnoliopsida, Malvales, Malvaceae.